Messenger RNA from Myotis myotis, 3591 nucleotides. It is a transcript of the gene CUNH9orf152, whose product is annotated as chromosome unknown C9orf152 homolog. NCBI's taxonomy places the organism in Eukaryota, Metazoa, Chordata, Mammalia, Chiroptera, Vespertilionidae. The coding region runs from base 1426 to 2145 and encodes 239 amino acids. The record is from RefSeq and is a predicted model, not a curated record. The transcript has 4 exons.
UCGAGGUUUGAGCCUUUGACUGGAAUUGAACCUGGGACCCUUCAGUCUGUGGGCCGAUGCUCUACCCACUGAGCCAAACAGGCCAGGGCCAGAGCUGCUUCUUAUGUUAGGAAACAUGCCCAAGAUUUCACAACCAGUAAAUGGCAUAGCCAGGAUUCAAACUCAGGUAUCCUGGCUGCAGACUCCAGACACAUAAUCACUACUCUGCCUCUAAGAUUCACUUAAUGAGUUGAUACAAUUAUUACAUAAAGCAGUAAUUGCAUAGGUAAUAAUUCUUCUGAGUCGCAGCAAACAAAUUUAGGGAAACUUUUAUGCAUUUUUCACAAUGGACUUUUCAUGCAUUUGCAAUAGUGGUGUUGGGAAAAUAAGCAUAUAAAGGACAGAAGGUAUCCUUGCUUCUCAAAACCUCGUUUCCACAUGGUGAGAAAUUAUAAACUAUUAUCUCCUUUCCAAAAACCAAACACCUGAACCAACUAACAUGCAAAGGCCAGACUUCUUGGCACGUCCACAGAAAAGCACUCCACAUAAGACGCAGAAAGCUUUUAAUAUCAUCAAGGAAGUUUUGCAAUUCAAACAACACACAAAACCGCAUGACUCGGCAAUUCUACCUCUAGGUAGAGCACCCAAGACAACCAAAGACCGAUAUUCAAACAAAAUACUCCGGGCAGCACUAGCCACAAUGAUGCUAUUCACAGCAGCCAGGAUGUCCGUCCGCAGAUGAAUGGAUAAACAAAAGUGAGAACUGGUGGACCUGUGAGCAGACCUGUUAGAUGAAGCACAGGCUGCUCUCUCAGAAGACAGACAGGGACUCCACUGUCCAAAUGGAGCAAGAGUAAGUCAAAGCUGGGGCGAGCGCCAGAGUGUCUGAGGUCCAGAGAGCACACACAGGGAGAGGGAGCGCCUGGCUGGGGGCAGGACAAACAACGCAGGGCUUGGCUGGGGAAUGCUGAGAGUGCAGAGGCUGCCUCCGGUGGAUAAGGGUGGGCUGGCUGGGGGCCUGGGCUCCCCUGGCUCUGUCCCCAAGAGGGAGGACGGAGUGGGGCUGGGCUUGCUCCUGAGACGUGUGCUGGGCUGAGGGGACCCCUGGGGGACCCCUUGGCGGCUGGUUUCUCUGGGCCUUGGCUGCCGCAGGCACCUUCCCGGGGCCCCAGCUGUGCGAGGCUGCACAGGGUGUUCCUUUUCCAACUGCAGACCAACCCACCCGACAGGUUUGCUGAUGAGCGAGCGCCCAGGUCCCAGGCCAAGAGGUGUGUGUGAGCGGCAGGCACUCGGCAUUCCAGGCAGGCACUCGGCUCGGCUGCAGCUCUGCCAGCCGCUGGGAGGCCUCGCCGUGGCUCUCGGAAGUGCAGUCCCAACUUCAGGAUCAAGCAGGGAAGGACCUGGAGUACGAAGCCCCUUGGGGCCCCAGAAGGACUCUGAGCAACGAUGAAAGGGUUGCCCUGCCCCUGCCUGUGCCCUGCCCACUUCUGGCUGCUGGGGUCCUGCUUCAUGGCUGAGGGCUCGGGGGCUCGGGCCCUGGGGAAAGGGCCCCGUCCCAGCAUCCAGCUCCUGCGGGCCCAGUACCAAGACCUGAGGCAGCAGCAGAGGGCCCAGGCGCACUUCGUGGUGCUCCCGAAAGGAGGGAACACGUCUGCUCCUGCUGAAUCCAUGGUCAGUGCUGUUUGGAUUAACAAGGAGAGGAGGCACUCACUGUCCCAGGACAAGGUGGACCCUGAGGCAGCGGGGAUGCUGGAGGAGGCGGACAGUGGCUAUCUGCAGGUCCCUAGGUCUCCAUGGCACACGCACCUACAGAUGUACUGCUCGGUCCAAACCUUCCACCAGGACGCCAGCCAGCAAGUCAAACACCAAGGCGUGUUCCCGGGCUCUGAGCAAAGGCUUCCUCAGGAGAGAGACUUGGGCUUGUUGGAAAGCAAGCAGGUGACUCAGCAAGAGACCACGACCCCAGAGGCAGCCCAGCAUGAAUAUCAAGUAGACCAUCCCCAAACAAAGACAGUGGGGUCCGGCUUCCACAACGGCCUUCAACGUCCUUCCUCCAUCAAGAACCCACAACGGCCUGGAAAACCAGUGCACUAUCCAUUUCCCCAGAGGAAAGCGCCCAGGAUCUCCCAAGCUGCCCGGAACCUGGGCUUAUAUGGCGCCCCCUGAUGCUUUCUCCUCAGCCAGAUGUCCUAGCCUUGAGGCCAGCUCUGGUCUCAUCACAGAACCCGGAGGCAGAGCCACCAGGGGGACCCCUCGCUAUGAGCAGAACUGGGCUACCUCACUGGUAGGGAUUGUGGGAAAUGAACUUCACAGUGGGCACAUGGUCUUGUCCUUCAGAAAAGAAGAGCUUGCCCAGAGCAGAUGGCUCACAGUUCAGGAUGAAAGAGCUCCCUCUGACCCAUGCAGCCUGUUCUGCUCACACAGGAAGACAUUGCUACGUUGCUGGGGAGCCCUGGAGGCCCGUUCCUUAGGGAGGUCCAGUAGGACACCUGCUCAGUCCCUAGAACCAGGGAACCAGUUUGAAACAUAAAAAACAGGGACCCUGGCCAAUGGGAUGCCCUAGCAGUGCCCCGGAGUCAACGAACAUGGACAAUCUGGUUUCCAAUAUCUUCUGGUGAUUUCUCACAUGUUCUGCAGAAGAUGGGCUCUGAGGAUUGGCUUUUUCUGGUUGCUCUGCCUGGAGGCCAGCUCACUUACAAGUCACUACGUUCACUGUAGUGACCACACCAUUUCAGCUUGAGCUUCCCAAAGUAUGGUCACCCUGGGUAAAGUGGGGCGGAACAAUGCCACCUGCCACUUUGUGUUUGAGGGGUCUUUGGAAGGGUUGGUCACCUCUCACCUCUCACCGAGACUGCACAUUCCAGUGUCAUCACACAUUUACUUCCUCCUGUCCUUCCCUUCCUCACUCCCUUUUCCCUCCUUUCCUUUCCUUUCCUUUCCUUUCCUUUCCUUUCCUUUCCUUUCCUUUCCUUUCCUUUCUUUUCCUUUCCUUUCAUUCCUUCCUUCCUUUUCUUCUUUCCUUCCCUUCUACUUUUCUAGUUGUCUGUCGUCUCUCUCUUUUCCUCCUUCCCUCUCCCCUCUCUCCAAAUUGAAUUAGUAAACACUGCCAAUCACUGACAAUCUAUAGUAAUAGCAGCCUGAGCAGAAGCAGCCAAAGAAAUGCUCCUGCUUAGAAAAUGUGUUUCCCACAAACUGCUCCCUUUUCAGCCAAAUGUGGGUCAUUCUGGUCCUUCUGGGAUGUUGUAAACCUGAGAGAAAGUACAGCAGGUGUUACUUGGGUGUGAUGGGGAGUAAAGUAUGUCUUUCCUGGUUAAUGUUUGACUCCAGUAAUGAUAUUUAAACACAUCUAAGGUGCCUUUUCCUCAUAUCAAUCCCUCUCUGCAAAGUUUCACCCCUACCCCCACCCCCACACACCCCAUGGCACAGUCUUGCCUAUCCCCUUCCAGGAUUGUCAUUACAAGUCAAAAAUACAUAUGUGCCUGCUCCUUGGACCAUCCAGAACGCACUCCAAUGUGGAGAUUCACUGUGAUUCCUUUUGUGAAUAACUAAUAAGAGCUCGUUGUUAAUUUUUUUCAUUGUUAAUUUUUUAAUAGUCUAAUGAAAAACAAGAAA